Amphimedon queenslandica is the source of this 1241-nucleotide messenger RNA. RefSeq lists its product as uncharacterized. Lineage: Eukaryota; Metazoa; Porifera; Demospongiae; Haplosclerida; Niphatidae. The transcript has 6 exons. The record is from RefSeq and is a predicted model, not a curated record. The coding region runs from base 327 to 1241 and encodes 304 amino acids.
UAAUUAACAAUAUAACUUAUAUUAAAUAAUUUUUCUUGUAGUCUAAUCAUUUUCAGGCUGUAGUAGCUCAUCAAAGUAAUGCCACAUAUGCCGUGUUUGUAUACAAGUGUGGACUCAUAAACUGGAUAGGUUUUAUAGGUUUUGUGGGUAUAAUCUAUGACUUUGGUAGCCAUAUUCAUCCACUAUCAUCUACUUACAAUGUUACUAACAUAGACUGCUAUGAUGCAGUGUCAGGAUGGACUAAUAUUGUAUACAGACUAGAUCAAGUUAUAGAUAGGUUUGACUUCCUAUCCAUUACACCUCACAGUAUUACAGUAUCAUGGGAAAUGGGUAUUCCAGUUAUUAACAGUGUACUUACUCUGCAUAUCACUGAUUCACUUCAAACAGUCAAUGAUACAAUUACUGUUACUGGACAUAAUGCAUAUACCUAUACUGAUGGCAAAAAUUUUUGUAAUCUUUAUACUUUCAAACUGGCUCUACCAAAAGCAAAAACCGAUUGUAAUAAAGACAUAAAAUUUAUAUUUACAGCAUUGACACCAAAACCUGACAAUGUAUCUGCAUUAUACCUAACCAAUGAAACAAUAAUCAUGAGAUUUCAAAUACUUCAGUGCUUUAUAGAUGAAGUGCAAUUGAUUCUGUUUGAAGCUAAUAGACACAUUAAUACAUUAGGUCCAUUGGAUAUUAACAGUCUUCAAUACAUUGAUGAGUUUUAUAUUAUACACUGGAAUAUAAAGCUAAAUGAUCAUUCAUUGUAUUACCUAACAGUAUCAGCAAUUGGUACAUAUGGAACUAGUAGCUCUAAUGUAACAGAAAUAAAUACAUAUAAUGUAAAGGAUAUAAUAAUAGAGAGGAAUGAAGAUAUUGUCUGUUUUAUUUGUGUUACUGAAAUGCUUAAUGAAUGUCAAUUAAUGAUAACAACACUGAUACCACAAUCAAUACAAACUAAUGGAACAUGUUAUUCAUUUACUGAUAAUGGAACAUACACUGUAUAUGCACAUGAUAUUGAGAAUGGAAUAAAAAUACUGACACCAGCAAUAGUUAUUGAAUACACAGUUGACUGGAUUGAACCAUCAGACGCAGUGAAUGUUACAUUUUCAAGCACUGAAGAGUUUAUUAUGUACAAAACAAGCAGCAAAGGAUUGAUAUUAUCAAUGUAUAGUCCAGUGAUUCUAAUUACUACUACUACUACUGUUAUUACAACUACUACUACAAAUAUUGGUCAUCAAAGUAUGUUUACUUAG